AUGAUAUCGCGGUCAAAACACCGCUCGACAGUUGAAGUUUGUUCGGAUUGCGGGGCAUCAGAUCCGACGUGGGCGUCAAUUAAUCGUGGCCUGUUACUGUGCGCCGAGUGCUGUAGUGUACACAGAAGUAUGGGGCGACAUAUUUCUCAUGUGAAAUCUUUGCGGCAAGGUUCUUGGCCACCUUCACUCUUAGCUAUGGUGCAGUCACUCACAGCACAGAAUGUGAAUAGUAUAUGGGAACAUUCAUUAUUGGACACUUCUGCUCCUAAGCAUUUGCGGAAGAAACCACAACCUAAAGAUCCACUUCAUCCAAUAAAGUCAGAGUUCAUACUGGCAAAGCAUUUACGUCUGGCUUAUGUAUUAAGAGCCCGUCGUGAUGAACCUCCAAGUGAGCUGGGAAGGCAAUUGCACAGCGCUGUUCGGAGCUCUUCAUUGGAUACUGCAAUGAGGCUGCUAGCACAAGGGGCCGAUCCCAAUUACUAUAAUCAGGAGAAGGGCACUGCAUGUCUGCAUGUAGCUUGCCGGGCGGGUCAGCCUGCUCAAGCAGAGCUCCUAGUUGCAUGGGGUGCAGACCCCAAUACUAGGGACAGCGCAGGCAACACACCUGCAGACUGUGCUAGGCAGGGGGGUCACGCUGAGCUGGCGGAGCGCAUCACGGAGCUGGUUUACGAGGCGACCGACCGUAUGAUAGUGUUCUUGACCGGCGAGAGGCCGAUGCACUCCGCCGGCCGCCAUUACCUGGUCCCCCGCGCCCACGACACCCACGAGAUGACGGAUGUCGCGAAGGCGGCGCGCGGCAAGCUGCAACUGCUACCGAAUCACCUUUUCGAAGAGCUGGUGAUGGACAUCUACGAUGAAAUCGAUCGCCGGGAGACAGAAGCUAUUUGGCAGACGCAGGCCAGCGGGCUGGAGCGGUGCGGCGUGGCGUUCCUGCCGGUGAAUCCGGCCCUGUCGGCGCCGCGCAACCAGGGCCGCCAGAAGCUGGCGCGCCUCUCCGCGCCCGAGCUGGCGGCGCUGCUGCGCGACGUGCUGCUCGACGCCACGCGCCGCCAGCGCCUCGCCUCGCUCCAGCCCAGAGCACCGGGUGGCCCCCUGAAUCCUUUGCUGUCGGCGAGCCAUUUGAAGCACAUGUCCCAAAUGUCUGACGACGAGCCGCUCUACGACUCUGUUGCAUCUGACGAUGACUACGCGGCGCUGGCACCCAUCGAUCUCGACUUACAGAUGACCAGCAUUCUACCGCGGACCGCCGAGGCGGUAUCCUCGGCGUACAACCCGUCGCUGCCGUCCGAGCGAGGUUUCGCAGAAUCGAAGCGGGGCCAGUCGCCGAUCGAAGGGGCGGGCCGCGAAGAGAUCGAGGUGCUGAGGAGGGAGCUGGACAGCCGCGACUCCACCAUCACCGAGCUGAAGAGCCAGUUGAGGGACCUGCAGAGCAUAGUGGAGCAGCUGACGAAGGAGAACAGUGUCCUGAAGACCGCCAGCAGCGUGGACGACGAUAACAGCGUGACGUCACAGGCCUCCAUCAGUGAUGCCACGGAGGCGAGACCCCCCGAGAGGGGCCGCAGCCUCGAGACGGACCAGCUGACUCUGGCCGACGAGGCGGAGGUCAGACAAACUGUGAAGGGCUCACAGAGACCGGUCAGUAUGUAUGAGACUAGGGAGGGCCCAAAGAAUAACUGGCAGGUUACUAAACACCAGCUGACAACCCUGCCCGGUCUGGAGAGGUCCCUGACUCAGAGCGCGCUGGACGGCGAGGAGUCGGGGGCGGGGCGGGCGGUGGGCGUGGCCGACGAGGCGGUGCAGAGGCGAGCAGAGGCGGUGACUCGCGCCAUCCAGGACCUCUGGGCCGCAGCCCGCCUCCAGCAGCCCCACCUCUCGAGAGGGCGCAGCACAUACGACGGGCCGUGCGCGCGCUCCUCGCACUUUUCCCCCAGACGGGUGCCGAUGCGUCGCUGCAGGAGGUGCUGCUCAGCUUGCGGGCGGCCAGCGAGGAGGUGUCGGCCGCCUGCGCUCCCCCCGCCUCGCUGGACCGGGUGCGCGCCGCCGCCUACGAGCUGGCCCGCGCCACCAAGCUGCUGGUCACGCGCUCCCAGCCCUCCUAGCGACUGUCCCCCGCGCGCCUGCACGCCACCGUCUAGUGCCCGCGCGUGUAGAGUCAUCCCUGCUACUCUCCAUUCGCUCAAGAGUUGCCUUUGCCUGGGCCAG
Iphiclides podalirius (scarce swallowtail) is the source of this 2202-nucleotide messenger RNA. The record is from the annotation of a GenBank genome assembly. Lineage: Eukaryota; Metazoa; Arthropoda; Insecta; Lepidoptera; Papilionidae.